Messenger RNA from Leptomonas pyrrhocoris, 2962 nucleotides. RefSeq lists its product as hypothetical. The transcript has a single exon. The record is from RefSeq and is a predicted model, not a curated record. The coding region runs from base 1733 to 2962 and encodes 409 amino acids. NCBI's taxonomy places the organism in Eukaryota, Euglenozoa, Kinetoplastea, Trypanosomatida, Trypanosomatidae.
AGAUUUCCUAGCCUCGCUCCUCUUUGCAAACCUGUCUCUCUCUCUCUCUUUCCCGAAGGUGAGAAAAAGAAAUAUCUGUCAUCCACCGCGCACUUUUUUUCUUUUCUCGCUCUUGUUUCACCUUGAAAGACGUUCGCUCUUUUCGAUCAAUCUUGACACGUUGAAGAAUAAAAGAAGAAGAAAAGGAAAAGGAAAAGGAAAAGAAAAAAGCACACUUUGAUACGCAUUUUGCAACAGCUUGCAUUGCGUCUAUUUCGUUUCUGUGUUUUUUGUUUUUCCCGUUUCGCCACUCUUCCCCUCCUCCUCCUUCUCCCUCUUCCGGCGGGUUUGUCCCGUACAUCGUCCGUUGUGCGCUGCUGUUCUGCUCUCCCCCCUCAUCUUCUCUUUACCGCACUCGAAGAAACUGCUGUGUUUACACAAGCACACACAUACAUAUACACGUGCACGUACUGCCUCCCCCACUCAUUGUUGCCGCGUACAUCGGUGUUUCUUUUUCUCCCUCUCGUGCCACCUCUUUUGUUCGUGCCAUUACCACGCUGACACGUUCGACUGCUAUCGUGUGUGUGUGUGUGUGUGUGUGCGCGCGCACGUAGAAGACCUGCAUCGCCAAAUACACUGUCUGCCUUUCGGAGAGCGAGAGAGCGAGAGCAACACCACGGUAACCACCAUUACGGGUAUUUUGUUUCUUCUUUUUCUCCUUUUUCCCCGGGGAUCUCGUAAAACUAUUUUUAAAAAAGUUAUUAUUGUUCAAUUAUCUUUGUGUUUUUCUUUUUUCUCUGUUCUAUUAAACAUUUUGCUAUCGGGGAGGAAGUGAUCUGUUUUCCUUUGCUUUUCGUUUCUUUCUCGUCUUGCGUUUUCUCCGACACCAACAUGCACUUCUCUUUGCAUCUCUGUCACAGCUGAUUUCUACGUACUCCACCCUUCUCCGCUAACCUAUUGUCGUCUUUUCUUUUGGUUUUUGUUUUGUCCUCUGUCUUUUCUACCCGCGCUCAAGUUAGAGUUGUCGUUCUUUCAUAUUGAGCUGUCUCGCUCGCUCUCUCUUUCUAUAAGCAUUAUUAUUGUUAGCAGGAGAACGGCACUUACUGAACGUUUCUUUGCGUUCUUUUUGUUUGUUUGUUUUUCUCCUGUUCUGGUUCUUUUUCCAUUUUCUGUCGGUUCUCUUUUUCCUUUUACACGCCUACACACAUACACAUACACGCACGCACACGCACGGACACCUACACAGAGUCAACUAAGGGAAUAAAGGGAAAAAACUUUGGCUGUGUGAAGCGUUGAAGAAGAAAGGUUGUUUCUGAUUCGUGGCGUCUUAACUCAGAAGGAAAAGGGAAAAGAAAGAAGAAGAAAAAGGACCUUUGCUACCGUGUAGGAGUUGAGAAGCGCGCACGAAAGACCCCCGUCUGUUCUCCGUCUCUCUUUCUCUUUUCUUUUUCACUGUCUGCUGUGUUUAUCUCGCCGCGAGAAGAGAAGCGGCAAAUCGGGAUUAACAACGGUGUAGCUCAUUGAAGCAGAAAGCUGUCACCGAGUGAGGUGAGUCCAACCUCACGAACACCGAGGAGCAUCAUCAUUUUUCCUUUUUUUUCUUAGUGCCAUCCAGAGGGAAAAAGAGGUGUGGGAAGAGAGCAAUUGAAACGGCUGCUUGGCAAAAGGGGUACUUUUGAACUGUGAAAACGGUGUUAUUUAUGAAGAGCUCACACGCCUGAUCUUUUUCUUUCUCUUCUUUACAUAUAUAUCUAUGUCUGUGCUAGUGAGCACUGCCGCCGCCGUCGCCACCAUCUUCAACGCGAAUAACCCUGCUAACGUCGUUAUCCAUUCACCUUCGCCAACGGUUACACCGAAUCUUUUCUCAAAAGGUACUGGUGACAUGAGCGCCGACGGUGCUGCGUCCGCGGAGGCGAUGGCGGCCCCGCAGUCGCCGCUCAUGAUGCAGAGUGAAAGCGAGAACGAUUCUCGUGUGCUCAAUGUGCCGCGCACCGCUGCGAUGGCCGGCAGCACCACGGAGGUGACCGCCACCACAACGAACACGGCGUCACGUCGAGGGCCAAACCUCGUCUACUGGCUCCGCGGUCUGCCGUUCCAGGCGCAGCGCUCCGACGUGGAGGCGUUCCUGGCAGGCAUUGACUACAGCAAGCUGGACAUUGGUGUGCUGGAGAACGGGGAGUGCAGCGGGAAUGCCUUUGUCGAGCUGAAAGGGUCGAGGCACCAGACGGAGCUGGAGGCGCUCCACAACGCGUUUAUUCCGAUCAGUGCCCACACCGCGUUGGCGGCCGAGGUGCGGCCGAAGCCGCGAUUCGUGGAGGUCAUGCCGUCAAACCCGGCGAAACGGCUGGAGCAACUCGAGCACGACCGCUGCCUCCCCCGCGACGCGACGCGGCGGCAGCGCCGUCUGCAGAACGGGUUUGACAACGUCGACGUCGAUCACUUCAACCCGCACUUCGCCGCAUCGUUCCCGAAUGGCUCAUUUUUCAACGCCUCCGUUCCGAACGCGUCCUUCGCGAAUGGGUCGUUCCCAACUUUCCUCGGCCUGAGCAACAACUCGUCGUCGCAGUUUUCAAACAUGUCGCUCUCGGGCAAUGUGCCAUUGCCGAUGCAGCAGCCGCAGCCGCACCAACAGCAGACGUGUUACAUCCCAUGCGGUGUGCCGGUGGGGUCGUCAUCGGUGCCGACGCAGUUUGUGCCGACCUUCUCGAACUACGCGCCCCCCGCAAACCUGCCGACGAUGGUCUCCUUUGCGCCGCAGGUGAUGGGAGACGUGACGACCGGCGCGGCGGCCCCGCAGCAGACGUACGCGCUGUCGUACGACUAUGUCGGCGCGAUGCAGCCGUCUCCGUACUUUGGGCAGCACAUGGCCUUCGCGCAGCCACCACCGCCACCGCCGCCGCCGCCGUCGCAGCAGCAGGCGACCGUGAUGUUUGCCGGCCCAUACGGAGCAACAUCUUUUGCCUUACCUCCCGCAUACAACUGA